Messenger RNA from Prunus dulcis (almond), 707 nucleotides. Its product is annotated as plant cysteine oxidase 4-like. Gene Ontology annotation, molecular function: oxidoreductase activity, acting on single donors with incorporation of molecular oxygen, incorporation of two atoms of oxygen. The record is from RefSeq and is a predicted model, not a curated record. Bases 171 to 461 code for a protein of 96 amino acids. The transcript is spliced from 2 exons. Lineage: Eukaryota; Viridiplantae; Streptophyta; Magnoliopsida; Rosales; Rosaceae.
AAAAAAAAAAAAAAGAAUUUUGGUGUAGUCUUUAGCUCGCUGAAUAAGUAACUCUUCGCAUGGCCAUAGUUGUGAAGGGGGCUAUUAUGAUUUCAUUAUUUGUUUUAAACUAGAAACCGUACUUGGUGAUUUUUGCAGCUAAACCUGCAAAGCUGGUCAAAGAUACUGAGAUGACAGCACCAUGCCCACCAACAGUUCUUUAUCCAACAACUGGAGGCAAUAUCCAUAGUUUUAGAGCUCUAACUCCUUGUGCCAUCUUUGACAUCCUUGCGCCUCCUUACUCCUCUGAAGAUGGACGGCACUGCACGUAUUUCCGGAAGUCCUCAAGAAAAGAUCUGCCUGGUUAUCUUGAGUUUGAAGGAGUUACAGAGCCACAAGUGACUUGGUUAGAAGAGUUUCAACCUCCCGACAACUUUGUGAUUCGCAGAGGGCUGUACAAGGGCCCUGUUAUUAGAACUUGAGAAUUCUUGUUUUUUGUUUAUACAUUUUUAGUUAAAUUUGCGUUUUCCAUGAUAGGAAACAUUGAGGGGGAACUUUGGCAAUAAUUUAUUUUUGGCUUAUGUAAGUUGCGCAUUUGGCUUGUACAUAAUAAUACACCAAUGUAGUCUGAUUUACUGACCUCACAUUAAACUAGUAGGGCAGUCAUUGGAAGUUGGAAGAAAGAAAUCAUGGCCAAUCACAUUCGCGUUGGCAUUUUGUUUGUUUUA